AUGAUCCCAAGGUGGCUGCUGCUCACAAUCAGCCUGCUGCUAUUCUGGGCCGGACCAGCAGCAGCAGGAAACGAGCCGAAAGUCGUGACCCAUAAGCUUAACGUCCCGCCUACAGAGCUCUUCUACUUUCACGGAACAAACACAAUCCUUUACCGAGACAGCAUCGACCUAACCGCCCAUGUGUCGUACGACGGCGGCGAGAAAUGGGAGGUGAUCAAGGGCAAAGAAGGGACGAUGGAAGGAUCGGCCUUGUUGAUCUGGAGACAUCCUUUCGAUAAUGAUCGCGCGUAUAUCAUUGGCAGGAAUGGAAAUCAUUGGAUUACCACUGACCAGGCGAAAUCCUGGAAACCGUUCCAGAUCGACACCGUGCCUUUCGCUUCGAUGCGCUCUUCCGUUCUCGAGUUCAAUGGCUUCGAUCCGCAAAAGGUCAUCUUCAUGGGUGCCGACUGCUCGCUGCCUUUUUGUCCACCGAGAGCGUUCUACACCGUCAAUGAUUUCCAGGACGUUGAGCCCCUGCGCGAUCUGACGCUCCAAUGUAUGUGGGCGGCUAGUCGUCCACAGUUUGGACUGGAUCUGGACUUGCGCAAGUCCGUCGGGGACCGGAUCAUGUGCGUUGUCCCUGGAUUGAAAGGACCGUUCGAUCAUAGCCUGACCGAGCGGUUGAUAUACUCGGACAACUAUUUCAAGGAAGACAAGAAUGGCGUCGAUGCGAAACUCGACCACGGAAAACCAUUGAGUGGUAUCAGCGUUCAGAUCCGGUCUGUGACGAAGUAUCUCGUUGCGCGUCUCCAGUCGCGCGGAACUCAAGAACAGGCGCUGUACAUCAGUGACGAUGCGACUGUGUGGCACCGAGCGGAAUUCGGAAAACAUCGAAUUGAGGAGGACGCGUAUACAUUGUUGGAAAGCACGAACUACAGUAUUGAGAUUGACGUUCAGACGACAAUGCAUGAUAAUCGGAUGGGAACGCUUUUCUCCUCCAAUUCAAAUGGCACCUAUUUCACGCAGAAUAUUGAGCACACGAAUCAGGAUUUGAAUGGUCUGGUUGACUUUGAGAGAGUCACGGGUAUUCAGGGCAUUACCAUUGUCAACACGGUUAAGAAUUGGGAGGAGGCUGCGAAGUCCGACUCUAAGGAGAAGAAGCUUGUUAGUAGUAUCAGCUUUGACGAUGGGCGAACCUUCCAAUCUCUCAAGGCUGAUAAAGAUGAACUGCACCUCCACUCGAUGACCACCUAUGUCGCGCUACGUGAGCUGCCCAUGCCUGAUCACCGGAUGUUCUCCAGUCCUGCCCCGGGGCUGGUCAUGGGUGUUGGCAAUAUCGGUGGUCAUUUGAAGGAAUACUCCGACGGCGACUUGUACGUCUCUGACAACGCGGGUCUCACCUGGCGUAAGGCACUGAAGGGCCCGCACCGGUACGAGUUUGGUGACCAAGGCGGUGUAAUUGUGGCCGUCGCUGAUGGCAGCAAGACAGACGAAGUCAAAUUCUCCAUUGAUCACGGCAAGGAAUGGGAGACAAUCAAGUUGAAGGACAAGAUUAGACCACUUUACGUGGUCUCGACGCCUGAUUCUACCAGUCUCAAAUUUCUGCUUGUUGGUAUCUCCAGCGAAGAUAAGAAAGUCAUCAUGUCAUUCAUUGAUUUCGAUGGAUUGCAUGAGCGCGAAUGUGGUUCAAACGAUCUCGAAGAAUGGACUGCACGGCUGGACGAGAAGGGCGAGGCGGAUUGUCUGAUGGGUCAGAAGCAAUACUUCCAUCGUCGCAAGGCAAACGCAGACUGUUUCAUCAAGAAGGAAUUUACCAUCGCCCCACCCGAGUUCAAGCCUUGCAAAUGCUCUACCGAGGACUUUGAAUGCGACUACAAUUUCGUUCGCAGCGAAGACCGCAAGGAGUGUGUUCCAGCCGUUACGUUGACUCCCCCGGCCGGCCAAUGCAAAGAGUCCACCGACAAAUACAUGGGGCCAUCUGGAUGGAGAUUGAUACCCGGCAACGCAUGUAUCCGCGAUGGAGGCGAAGAUCUUGAGAAACAGAUUGAGCGCUCGUGCUCAAACACCACUGGGUCGUUGCCUGUUGGCGAUGGCAAGCCUCGCGCUGGCAAAGUGAACACCAUCUCUGCCAAGAAAACGGUUUACUUCUACCUUGAGCGACAGGCCAGCAACACUGGAACCGAUGAGACAAUCCUCAUGCUCACUGACAAGGCGGAGCUAUAUAUCUCGCGCGACCAUGGUGUCAACUGGAAGCUUGCUGUCAAGGAUAAGAUUGUUGAGAUGGUUGAGCAUCCUUAUUUCAGCGAUGGUGCUUUCUUCCUGACUGAUAGCAAGAAAGUUUGGUACACCAUCAACCAUGGAGAUUCGUUCCACGAGUUCACUGCGCCCAGUUUGCCGAAUAAAGAGAACAUUCGGACUCUUGCUUUCCACGAGCAGUUGCAAGACUCACUCAUCUGGAUUGGUAACAAAGAUUGCGAUGGCAACAAUUGUCGGUCGGAGGCGUUUAUCACCGACAAGCGAGGUGCCAGCUGGGACCCGAUGCUUAUUGGAGUUGGUGAUUGUACUUUUGCUGCGCACGAGGGUCGCAACAACAGCGAGAAGUUGGUCAUCUGUGAGCAGUACAAGGGUGAGGAAAAGAAGAACGAUCGGCAACUGGUAUUCAGUGAUGAUAAGUUCUCUACCAAGGAGACUCCUUUCGAGAACAUCGCCCAUUACGGCACGAAGAAUGACUUCAUUGUUGUGGCUUGGUACGGUGAUUCAGACAAGAAGUACCUGAACGCCAGUGUCAGUAUCGACGGGCGCACGUAUGCGGAUGCCCACUUCCCAUUUAACAUCAAUGUUCCCUCGUACACUAUUUUGCAGAGUUCCCCGCACGCACUGUUCCUCCUCGUGGAGGUCAACAUUGGAGAAGGACGCAGCUUCGGGUCACUCGUCAAGUCUAACAGCAACGGCACGUACUUUGUGCAGAGCCUGGAAGCCGUAAACGUUAACGACCGCGGCAAUGCCGACUUUGAUAGAAUGGAAGGUCUGGAAGGUGUCCUCGUCGCCAACAUCGUUUCCAACGCAAACGAAGUUCAAACCAAGGGCACAAGCAAGAAGCUACGCACCAUGAUCACGCAUAACGAUGGAGGUCAAUGGAUGCUCCUCGCGCCUCCGGCCCAAGACGUGGACGGCAAGAAAUUCGACUGCUCUGUGACAGAAGGCAAGGGUACCGAGAAAUGCGCCCUUCAUUUACACGGCUAUACCGAACGUCGCGACUACCGCGAUACACUAUAUUCCGGUUCAGCGAUAGGCCUGAUGCUCGCUCUCGGCAAUGUGGGAUCCAACCUUGGCCCCGCCGCCGAAGCAGACACCUUCCUCACCAAGGAUGGCGGCAUCUCCUGGACACAGGUCAAGAAAGGACAGUAUAUGUGGGAAUACGGUGCCGCAGGUUCGGUCAUUGUCCUCGUCGCCGACCGUAAAGCCACCAAGGUCGUGCACUACACUCUCGACGAGGGCGCAACCUGGAAUGAGUUCCAAUUUUCCGAGAAGGAUCUCGUUAUCGACGACAUCUCCACCGUGCCAUCCGAUACCUCGAAGAGCUUCCUGCUCUGGGGUAUGGACGGUGGCAAGCGUAUUACUAUCCCAUUGGAUUUCAGCGGAAUUUGGAGUCGCGAUUGCAACGACGAUGAAACCGAUUACUACGAAUGGACACCCAGACACCCACUCCAAGAAGAGAACUGUCUCUUCGGUCACGUCGAGCAAUACCAUCGCAAGAAACCCACUGCCGAAUGCUGGAAUUCCUGGCGCGAGCCGCAUAUCCACAACAUUGGUCGUAACUGCACGUGUACACGGGCCGAUUUCGAAUGCGACUACAACUACGAAAUCCAAAGCGACGGAAGCUGCGGUCUCGUCCCGGGCCUCCCAAAGCCAAACCACCAAACCCAAUGCACCGCUGACCCGGAGAAAAUUGAAUACUGGGAGCCAACCGGUUACCGCAGAAUCCCACAAACAACCUGCGAAGGCGGCUUACUCCUCGACCAGGACGUGUCGCACCCGUGCCCGAACAAAGAAGAGGAAUAUAACAAAAAGCACGGCAUCAGCGGUGCUGGCCUCUUUUUCGCGAUUGUGAUACCGAUCCUCGUUGCAGUCGCAGUGGGCUGGUACGCGUACACGCACUGGGACGGAAAAUUCGGACAGAUCCGACUGGGCGAGGGCGUUUCAACGAGUGGUGGACGAGACAUCUUUGCCAUUCCUGUUGCUAUUAUUGCGGGUGUUGUUGCUGUUGGGCAGUCGUUACCGCUUUUGGGGAGUAGUGUUUUGAGGAGUCUUGGUGGAUUGUUCAAGAGAGGCCAGCGACCUUAUUCAACCAGAGGAUCGUUUGCUGCAAGACGCGGUGAUUAUUCUCAUGUGGUCGAUGAUGAGGAUGAGUUGCUUGGGACUGACGAUUUCGAUGAUGAGGAGGAGGCUUAA
This is a messenger RNA of Penicillium soppii, 4431 nucleotides long. RefSeq names its product vacuolar protein sorting/targeting protein 10. Gene Ontology annotation, cellular component: Golgi apparatus; membrane. Gene Ontology annotation, molecular function: protein binding. Gene Ontology annotation, biological process: Golgi to vacuole transport; Golgi to endosome transport; protein targeting to vacuole. NCBI's taxonomy places the organism in Eukaryota, Fungi, Ascomycota, Eurotiomycetes, Eurotiales, Aspergillaceae. The record is from RefSeq and is a predicted model, not a curated record. The transcript is spliced from 2 exons. The coding region runs from base 1 to 4431 and encodes 1476 amino acids.